AAAUAUAUGGAAAGCAAUACAGAGGUUGUUGAGAAUUCCGAGGCACAUAUCGAAUUGGAUUGUUCAAGUGAUGCAGAAAAGAAAUGUAGUAAUGGUGCAACACUUGGUACAAUAGCAACUGGAACAACACUUGCUGAAGCAUCAUCAUUGUCAUUCGUUGCUCCAGACGAAUUGCCAUUGGUUUCUCUUGAAAAUAAUGCAACACCACAAAAAGAAUCCGACCAUGAUUCUUGUUACAAUAUGCGCGAUAUAACUGAUUCGCGACGCAAAUUUCGCAUAAUUGGCUUAAGGUUUCCUGGUAAAUGGAUUAACCAUGAAAAACUUGGAGGAAUUCUUGCAAAGAGCGAAUCGUUUCAUGUAUGGUUCGAUAAAACUGAGAAAGGUUUUGCUUCAUUUUAUGCAUUAGUUAAUUGUGGUGGUGCAAGUAUAACUUUCGAAACAACCGAAGAAGCUCAAGCUGCUUUUACAGCUAUACAUAGAAUGGCGGUUGAUGGUUUUAAAUUGCAAGCUUCUAAACCUUUCUACGAUGAAAUGGCAAAUGCUAAUUUCGCUCGUUCUUUGCCAGCUAUACCAUUCAAAAUUAAUGUUUCGGAUCCAGAUUCAUCAAGGCGUUUAUACGCUAUUCAUUUAACCUCUUCAACUGAUCAGAUGUUAUUAUCAUCAAUUCUUGGAAGUGAUAGCAUUGAAAUUAUUAAUAUUGGAAUGGAUCCAUUUGUUGCUAAUGAAAAACAAGCCGAGAUCACAUUUCGAUCAGCUGAUGAAGCAAAUGAUGCAAAAAUUGAACUUGCUGAUGGUUUCGAGAUAGAUGAAGGCGAUCGUCAGUCUGUAAUGAAAUUGCUAACAGCCGAAGAAUAUUUAUCUCAUAUGAAAAAGGAAAGCGAAAAGGCACAUAGUUUGCGUGCAACAACGACGUCUAGUGAAUCGUCAGUUAUGUCCCCAGGUUCCGCUUCUUUUAUCCCAGCGCCAUCAAUCAGUGUUGAAGACGUUGCUAAUUUUCUGCAACAGCACAUUGAUGCUACUCGUACGAAUUGGGCAGAAUUAAAUGAAGUAGAUGAGCUGUGGAAGUUGUGUGACGAAGUAAGCCAUCAGCACAAAGGUAUACCUGAUUCGUUAUUAAAACCGGGCUUGUUGAUGGUGCUUGAACAAUAUCUCAGAACUUUGCCCAGCAAAUGGAUGCGUCAACAUGUUGAAGAUUUAAUUAAAAUAUGGAAGCGGGAGGUACAAAGCACGAAAACAGCACAUCGGCCUACAGCAUUUAUGAUGUCUGCUGCUCCUUAUUCUCCUCCUAAUAAUCAAAGUCCAAAAAAAGUUAUAACCAGUGAUAAAAAAAAGCGAGCAUUAACUACAAUGAUGUGUGUCGGCGAGUCGCUAAAGAAAGUUCGAACAACAUUGGCAGUAGAAGAAGGGGAAUUAGAAGUCGACGAAGAUGAGCAUGGAAUUUUCACAAUCGAAGGAGAACCGUUAACUUUCGAAUCGUGGAGAAAGUUUAACAAAGAGAAAGAAGUGGUUACAUUGCCAUUACCAUGUCCCAUAAAGCCGGAUUUCCAAAAAAUUAGGAGUCGUCACAGAAAAGAAUUACGUGAGAAGAUUGGGCAGGAAAAAGUGAUGAAAUUGCAAGAAACAUCAGCAGAAAAAUAUAAAGAAGAACCAAUAGUUGACAGUGAAAUUAAAGAAACUCAACCAGUUGAAGAAUCCAGCGUUCUACAAUCUGAAUUACAGGCCUCAGCGGAAGAACUUGAAGAAGGUGAAAUGUUAGAAAGUUCAUCGGAAGCUUCAUCUUCAUCAAGUCAUACAUCUUCAUCAGAUAGUGAAGAUUUUCCAUCACGAAGUCGUAGACGAAAGCGAAAGGCUCAUAAAAGAGAUCAGAAUCCUCGUUCUUCAUUAUUCAGUUCAAUGGAACAAAGUUCACGAUUUACCUCAUUGUUUAAGCAGUUAUAUGAACGACGUCAAAUUCUCGCCAAAGGCCUUUCACCAUCACAGAAAACUAAUCUUAUAAAAAUUAUAAAUCAGGUAACUUCAUCUCCACAUGGAUAUACGUCAGCUCAACAAAAUAUGUUGAAAUUAUUUAUCCGCAACUUUGCAAAACAAAAUCAAAAUCUUUCCAGCAAAUAG
This is a messenger RNA of Dracunculus medinensis (Guinea worm), 2112 nucleotides long. Lineage: Eukaryota; Metazoa; Nematoda; Chromadorea; Rhabditida; Dracunculidae. The record is from the annotation of a GenBank genome assembly.